Messenger RNA from Phalacrocorax carbo (great cormorant), 8695 nucleotides. Lineage: Eukaryota; Metazoa; Chordata; Aves; Suliformes; Phalacrocoracidae. The record is from RefSeq and is a predicted model, not a curated record.
AUGAUGCACUUAGUGGAUGAGGGAGAGGCUGUGGAUGUUGUCUACCUGGAGUUUAAUAAAGCCUUUGACACCAUUUCCCACAGCAUCCUCCUGGAGAAACUGGCUGGUCAUGGUUUGGAUAGGCGUGCUCUUCAUUGGAUAAAAAACCGGCUGUGUGGACAGGCCCAAAGAGUUGUGGUGAAUGGACUUAAAUCCAAUGGCUACCCUAAAGAGGAAAUGAUUUACAGAUGGAGGAAAAACUCAGUGGAGGCUGCUGACCAGAAGUCUUGGAGACUCUAUCAGUUUGAUUUUAUGGGACUGAGAAAUACUUCAGAAAUUGUGAAAACUUCUGCAGGUGAUUAUGUAGUCAUGACUAUAUACUUCGACUUAAGUAGAAGAAUGGGAUACUUCACUAUUCAAACAUACAUUCCCUGCAUAUUAACAGUUGUUCUUUCCUGGGUAUCCUUUUGGAUUAAAAAAGAUGCCACACCAGCAAGAACAGCAUUAGGCAUCACUACAGUAUUGACCAUGACAACUUUGAGUACCAUUGCAAGAAAGUCAUUACCCCGUGUCUCCUAUGUCACCGCUAUGGAUUUGUUUGUGACUGUAUGCUUUCUAUUUGUCUUUGCUGCUCUGAUGGAGUAUGCAACCCUCAACUACUACUCAAGUUGCAGGAAACCAAACUGUACUAAGAAGAAAAAGUCGCUACCUGAUGUCAGUUUUGGUCAUGUGAUGAAUUAUUCUGUACUUGAUAUGAGACCACCAACUACAGUCAUCACGUUGAACAAUACCAUGUAUUGGCAAGAAUUUGAAGAUGCGUGUGUCUAUGAAUGUUUGGAUGGGAAAGACUGCCAGAGCUUUUUCUGUUGUUAUGAAGAGUGCAAAUCAGGCUCAUGGAGGAGAGGACGGAUUCACAUAGACAUUUUAGAACUGGACUCUUACUCUAGGGUCUUUUUUCCUACAUCCUUCCUGCUGUUUAACCUGGUCUACUGGGUUGGAUACCUCUAUCUUUAAAUGUUGCCUGUAGUGGUGAAGACUGCUGUGUUUUCACAGUGCAGAGGGAUGGUGAAAGUGCAGAAAAAGUGAAAGACACGGUCAGUUUCAUCUCAAAUUAUAAAGGCCAUAUUAACCUUCACCAUCACAGAGCCUGAUGAAGAAUUUUAAUAUGUAAUUGCCUGAAAAAGAAAAACAUGGAAGAAUUCUCUCCUUACUGCUAUUUAUUUUAAGGAAAAGAUUCUUACAAAGUUCAGCUGAAUUUGUAGUGUAAGCGAUGUUUAUGAAUAAUUAUUGCAUAUUAGAAUCUUUACUAUUCUCCCUUGGCAUAGAAGCUAUACACAAUUCAGGCAAAAGUUUAAUAUGUCAUUUAUGUCCCUCAUUCCCGUACUUUCUUCAAAAUGCUGCCGUAUCCCUGAGGCUCAGAGCAACAUACACUGGCCCUGGCAAAUAGGCCAAAACCAGUGAAACCACUUAUUUGUAUUUAAACUUGCUUGAGCUGUCCCCCAUAGGUUUUGGGAAAUAUUUAAUUGGUGAUCUUCUUGCUAUAGAGAAACCACCAAAAGACAAUAAGAAAUGUCUCUGGUGGGAUCAAAACAUGGACGUUACUUUCUGCAAAGGUCUGGGAUUCAUGGAAUUAGCCACUUACUUACCUACACGUGUUGGUUUUGACUUAAGGUGAAAAGGUAGAGUUAUAAGAAAGCUGUUAUUUUGAUAUAAACAAAAGACUUGCCUAUCGCUGAGGCAGCUGUAGGUAUAACUUCUACAGGUUUUUCAAGCUUUUAUCUGUCUUUUUUAUGACUGGUUAAACACAGGAUGGUCAUUGAUUUCUAAAGUACUCGAAGCAGGACAAGAUUCCUGCUUGUUUGUGUCAUUGUAGCAGAUCAUAGUUGAUAGGCCAUGAGUAAAAAUCACUAUAUAAUAGCACUAGGAAUAUGUGACUUUCUUCAGAUUACAAUUUACUAAAAAGUGCUCUCAUGCAUUCUUAUUUUUUUCUUUCAAAGUUCUUCUACAAAACUGAAAAACAUGUGUGCCAAAGGACUUUUUUUGUUCCUUCCAUAAAGUUAAAUAUUGUGGUCCUUACUCACGGCAGUUGUUCCCUGGGGCUGAGCUGAAGACGGAACACUUUUGACGUGAAUAGUGCAUUACAGGAACUCAAUUGUCACACUUGGAUUAAACAUGGGAGAGUUGCCACAUAUAGAAAAAGGUUAUUUUCAUUUUGUUCCUAAACUACCAACUAUAUUUUACUUUAAAAAGCUACUUCAUAUUUUUCAAGCUUUUGACCAUUAAAUUCUUAAACUACCCAUUUUUUCAAAAAUUAGUUUUACAGUGUUAAACUAGAUUAGUCCUUUUAUAGACUGUCUCAAUAAUUGUUAUUAAGCAAACAAAACAGAUUCAAAACUAAAUAACAAUGGCUUUUCACUACCCUUUGGAUAACAAAUGGUUACAAAUGAUUAAAGCUAAAAUAUACCUAAAACCAAAAUUCUAAUUUUUUUCUCCUCUGGAGGACCUGAUAACUUCAUCAUCUCAAAAAACGUGUGCCUCUUCUACACAGUAUUUGAUAAAAAAUGAGUAGUAGGUGUGAUUGCAGAGCAGUUCCUUUUCUCCUCAGAAGUAAAAUCCUGCAAACAAGCAAAAGCUAAUGCAAUGGUAAUUCUAAAGGAAAAGAAAUGCUGUCAUGUUCUUUGAAACAUCACUGCCUGUCAUUGCUGUUUCUCUGUGCUUCCAGUGAGUUUUCAACUGAAACAAUUUACUAACACAAAAGUUAACUGUGGUUAUUCAAAAUAGUUUCUUCUGUUUUUCACUUGUCUAAAAUAUCAGAAACAGAGCUGGGUUUAGGUGGGGGAGGGGAAUCACUUCACUAAGGACUGACGACAUUCAAAUUAGAAACACAGAGAAGAAAUACUUUGGGGCAAGAUCAAAACGUUAUUUUUAGAAAAAUCUGCCCAAUCUGAUGUUUUCUAAACCAAUGAUAACCUGCUGAUUUCAAAAUACGUGUUGAAGUUUUUGCUACUCUCAGUAGCAAAUUUCUCUGUAAAAUCUAUUACUCUGCAAAUCUGUGUCCUGCACUUGGAAGUACGGAUUUUAUUUAAGGAUGAGAGUUAUAUUUGCAAUAGUGCAAGAAUUCAAGUUGAAUAUUCUGGUCUCUAUUUAUGGAUUAGUCUACUGUAACAGCCACCUUCAGCCAUAUUUUGCAAGAACACUAUGAAUAUUUCAAGCCUAAAUAAAAGAAUGGGAGCACUUGUCCUUUUAGGGGCCUGAUCCUGCAAACCCUCUGCACAAUCAAUUGAUUUUGGUGGGAUUAUUGAGGCAGAUGAGGCACAAGAAGAUACCUUCCACCAUUAGAUCUUGAACAGGUAAAGUGAGGUUUGUUUAACAAUUCCAUACUUGAAUGAAUGUCCUGGGAGUAAGUGUGGAAGUGAAACAUUCUCAUUUUUAGAUGAUGAGCGUAUGCUUUUCUUACACUUCUGCUCAUGGCUACCCAUUCCUGCUAAAAGCACACAGUUCCAUCGGGUCCUUACUUGGAAGACCGAUUCUGCUAAGUCCAUUCAUAUUGCCUCUGUUUUCUGAGUGCUUUCGUAAACAGAAGUUGGAAGCAUACAAUUCCACUUUUUUCCACAGUCCUAACCAAGAAAGAAUCUCCAGACACUGCUGGCUUUCGCUCUUAUACUGACAGCAGAGGACAUAUUCUACUAUGUAAUAUGUUCUACUCUGGCAUUUUGUGCAAAAAAUUGAUUUCAUGUAAGGUGAGCAGCCCAGGCUGGCAGGUUCUGUUCCAGAACUCAUUCCUCUGCUCAUUUCUCAUUGCUUGGUUUGCUCUCUCUGCUUCACUGCUCUGUGCUUUGGCAGCCACUGAAAAACUGUAGAGAUCAGGGAAGAUAAGAUUUCUAGGCUCUGCAUCAGUCAAAAUACGAUUAUUCUAGACACCUAGGAAAUGUGGUCUCUAUAUAUCUAUGUGCCAUAUCCUUCUGUAGGAGUAAGAAUAUUCUCAUUAACCUCCAGAUAUUCUUCUGCUUCUUUUGCAAAUUGAAAAAAACAACACUUCUGCGCACUGUCCCAUGAGAAAUGUAAGCAUAUUAGAUUUCAGCAUUUUAGAACAGACUUUGGCAUUUAGAUUUUAGCAACUUUUAGCAUUUUACAACAUUUUCUUAUCAGGUAAUUUCACAUUAAAGACUUGCAUUUAUUCAACUACAUUUUUAUUAUUUAAUACUUCUAUUUACCCUUCCAAGGAAGAGAAGGGAAUGGAGGUAGGCAAAAACAAAUGACUAGUGAAAUUAAUGCGUUUGGAUAUGUAUGUAAAACCACAAAAUCAAGUCUCUUCACAUUACAUUCCUUACUUUUUGAAGUUACAGAAAAGACUGUAAGGGUUUAUUUAGAUAACCAACUUUCCCCAGGAAGAUCUAAAGUCAAACCUCUUAUUCUCCCCUUCAAUUAAAAGUUGAUGGAGAGUGUUUGCCUGCAUUGAGGGCAGCAUUUUCAAGGCAAUUAAGAAUGUAUAAGAAUACUGUUCUGCUUAAUUCCGUCUUCUCAAUUCUUCUGGCCCUGAUGCCUACCACACUGACAGCUCCUUCUUUUACAGCCAUUCUUCCAAGAGUAAGUGUACAAAAAGUUGCAGCCAAUUUAUGCUGGCUCCUUGUCCAGCAGUAAUGUGGAACUGAAGUAUGCUACAUGCCACACAAUUUUAAUAUAACUUUCAAAUCAAGACGUAUGGCUGUAGAUUCAGACACUCGGGCACUUUGAUAACCUUUCUUAUUUCAGAUGCUCAUUUUCUCCUUCAUCAAUUCUCAACUGUAUAUUCAUAUAUUGUACAUACUAAUAAAAAUGGUACUGCCUUCUCAGAGACAGCAAUGAGUAGUGAAGCUAAAAGAGAAGGAAGAAAUUAUUUUUUUAUUGCUGUGCAGUUCCUAUCUGUCCCACUCCUCUUAUUCAGUUCUUCCCACCAACUACCCACAGCUAAUUCCAAAGCACCCGCCUGGCAGUUUGCACAUUCAUCAGCUGUGGAACAGCAGUGACACAUGAGCCUUUAGCUGAUAGGAAAUGAUAUUUCUGGAACUGGAGGCAUCUUGCCAAAUAACUCAGACAGCUAUCUCAAACACUUUUGCAGCCCUAACAUGUCUCAGAGUCUAGACCCUCAUAUUGCUGCAUGAAUUUAUCACAACUCACCUUACUUGGUCAUUUCAUGAAGGGAAGGAUGCUUACCUCUUUUUUACACCAAAUUUAGCAUACAUCUAGAAAAAUUACUCUGCCCUGCCCAUGCUCCAAGCGACCAGGUGCAAGACAGCUCUGGAAAGACCAUUGUUGCUGUACUGCUGACUUUGUGGGAAGGGAGACUCAGUAUUUGGAGACAGAUUUCUUUAGCCUCACAAUCUGGACAGUUGGUGUUACCUUCUAAGCUGUAAAACAAAGCGCCCACUGCAGACUGUAAAGGCUGGCCAUAACAGGCUGCUUUUCCCAUUGGCUGCUCUUUCUGGAUUUCCAUAAAGCACUAACAGGAGGCAAACCACAUCCCAUAACCUUAAGCUGCCUACAGAAUUAGGUUUCUUUUUUAAAGGUAUAUUCUUCUUGCUUACAGUGAAAUCUCUGUCUCUCUUACAUUAGUGCCUUUAGCAUUUAUUGAUAUUGAAGGAUAUGCUAUUCCUGGCCUGAGAGGUAGAAGGAGGGACGACGAUCUUGCUGGAGUUCCUCCAGAGCACCACUGUGUGUGAUCAAUAUUCUAGAUGUCUUCGAAGCACCACAGUGUGUAAUCAAUAUUCUAGGUGUCUUCAACCUACACAUUGAGCAUUUGUCAGAGUUUUCUUUAUAUUCUAGGCAGGCUGUAGGUUUCUUAAUUCCUAAGUGGCAAGAAAACUGCAGUGGAAUUUCAGCAGUUUAGCACAAUCCUUCUUUCUUCACUUAGCAACUUCAUUCCAAGAGAUGCAGAGCAUAAAUUCAAGGCUGAUGUUUACCUCUUCCAGGUGACUUCCCAGAAGACUGUUCAAAAUAGGCAAAACCCAAACUAUGCAUUGGGACUGCAUUUCCCCAGCUGAAAGGUGAGGUGCUUCCUCCUUGAGAGCUUUUUUUUCUACCCCGAGUUCAUUUUAGAUGCUCCCUCCAUCCCUCCCUUGACCUAUACAAUUGGCAAGCACAAAACCAGCUCAACUUAUGCUUACCUACUGAAAACUUGCAUUGAAACUUACAUACUGAAAAAAAAAGCGUAGUGUCAUUAGUCUUAUACUAUAUUUGUAUGUCUACAAGCUUCUUAUGGUUCACCACGUUCUCUUUUUGAAAGGUUCUAGUAUAUAUGCAAAAAAUGAACACCUGCCUUCAAGACUCAGUGGCCUUAAUAGUUUUACCUUUUCCCCUGGGAUCCAUGGUUUGUCUGGAAAACAAAAAUUCAGAGAAUCUACUUUCCUCAUCAUUUAGGCCACUGUUUUAGAUACUAAAAAACCCCCUAUGUUUUAUAUCUAAGGUGAAAUGAUGUUUUAACAGAAAAAAAAAUUCAUCUCUGCUUGAACUGCAUUGCUUUGACAAGUUAAACAAUAAAUUUUAGUACACUGUACCUGUGGUGGAUAACUCAAGGAGAUAUGCUACCCUAUAACCCUGUCGAGGACUAAGUCCUGAAUUAGAGAUAAAUAUUGUUUGACUCAUCCAAUUUACUUAGCAGCUGUUUCUUUAAAUGACUUUGGGCUGUGACUGACUUCGAGCACUUGGUUAGUGGCCACUGACAUUCCUCAAGGGAGAUACCGAAGAUCUAUGAUGAUAUAUUACUUUCUACAAACUUUACUUUCUUUUAUUUUUUCUCUUUUUUGGUGGAUCCUCAAGCCAGUGCCUGUAUGCAUCUGGACUCCUCAAGGGUUUUCCUAUAAUGUAUGUGAAAUUAGACAAUAAAAUUCAUCAUGAAGUUCAGUACCUCAGAGCUGGACACCUGAGAAUUCUCUUCUUUCUAUCAAAACAUGCAUUUUUAUCUUCUAAUCAUUUGCUAUUUAUGAAGGACAAAGUAAGACAGCAGAAGACAUGUGGUUAUGUUUAUUCAUAUGUCUGGGGGUAGGCUUUCUCAAGGACUGAACGAGGCAAACUGACCAGGCACUGACCUGGCACAGUUAUUUGCCAGGUUUUCUUUUAUCUAGGUAAUGAAUGGCACUAGCCAGAGAAGCCACCGCAGCCGGUUUGGUGUCAUGGAAGCACAUAACUCAGCUUUACUCGGAGGCCUACGCCACCCUGGAGAGCUUCUUAUAGGGGAAUCCAGGUGCUCCCCUUAGUGUUUAAUACAGCACUUAAUACUCUCCUAAUGUCUUUUUACCUUCUUGCAGCCUAUGGCAGUGCUUGGGAGAGAUGAAGCUGUACUGAUACAAUAUAUUAUAAACCACAACAAAUGAAAUAUUCACAGUGAAGCUGGUGACAGCUUGUUGUUGAGACUGUUAUGAUAGCAAGAUUUAAAGAAAAGGUCUCUAGGUCUGAGUCAAAAGCUUCCUCAUCAGUCAACACCACUGACCAGAAGAGUGGCCAGGAAGAGAUUUGGAUCAUAUUCUGGUGGGGUUGACUAUCCACUGACUAGCUUCAAGGCUUGUGGAGAGCAGAUACGUAACUUGAGUACUUAAAGUGAGAUUUGUGAUCUACGUACUUAUAGUGAGAUUUGUGAUUUGCGUACUUAAAGUGAGGCCUAAAACAGGUAAAUGCCAAAAUCUCUAAGUUGCACAUUAAUAGAAAAUAGAUGCAGAAAACAAUACUGAUGACAUAUUUUUUAAAAAACCUGCUGAUGAAUGUGAAACACAGCAUGCUACAGAGUCCAUUCCAUAGUUACAGACCACAUGGGAUCCUUAAAACAUGAGCUGCUGUUGAACUUUUGGAAAGCUGGAAAAAUAAUUCUAUCUGACAGUAUUACCCAGGCAAACCACUGCCUGGGUUUUUUGUGUGCCAUUGCUAGAGAGAGUGCUCCAAGGGAAACAAAAUUUCAGAAUAAGCUUCUACAAAAGAGUGCUCCUCUGAACAACAGUGGGAAACCUUGUGCAGAGAGAUUACAGCAUCAGCCCCCCAUAUUCUCUUUUGUAGUCAUUGAGGAGUUCCGUGACUUUAUUGUCACCCAUGGUCACAUUCAAUACCAGCCAUAAAUCAUGGGCCAACAUGUGGCUGUCACAAGUAGGAACAUUAGGCUGGAGGGAAUCUGAAGCCUGUCUUUGGGUAUCACAGGCAGUCAUCAAACACCUCAUCUAACCCUGUUUUAAACUCUUGAUAUACUGCUCUGAAAACAUUUUUCCCAACAUGACAACAUAUGGAUUUUUUUUUCAAGUGAGUGCAAUUUUAAGAAUUACAUAAAAACUGCCAACUAUGUGCCAAAUUGAACUUUCUUAUAGAACACAGAUAAAAUUUUAGUUUUCUAAUUGUCAUUCCUUCCUAAGUUUUUUUUAGGGGUGUGUGAUUUCUUUGCUAGCAGUGCAGCUUGUGAUGUCAUAGUGAAAUGAAAGUACAAUUAUGUGCCCAAUGUGCCUUGAAUAAUACAGGUAGCACUAGUACCGGUAUGUCAUUCUAAGUUAGAUAGCCAUCCUAGUGAUUCCCCAGACUGACCUAACCAGAAAAGUCAAACACCCGUGUGCUUCAUCUCCUCAAGUUCUCAGAUUAUGGCAUUCCCUUAUUGACUACAUCCAUUCCACUUUACUUUGUGUUAAGGAGUAGGGCUGUGCGUCUAGAAUACUAUUUAUAUUCGUAUUUUGAUCCCAACAUUUGUAUUUCUGGAUACAAAUAAAUA